CUUGACUUGAGACUUUGUGAUUUAACGAUAUCGGUUUGGAUCAUUAAGACGUUUAACGAGUUUUGGUACAUAUCCUUAUGUGGAAGAACUAGGGUUUGAGGUUGGCUGGUCAUUUUUGUCUUUUGUCUUCUUCUCUUUUUGUUGAACAAAAGACGUGUAAAAAAACAACAGCUGUCUUUGGCGUUUUUGGGUAGUGUCAGCAAAGUUGGUUUCAGCGAUUUGUUUUAAGGAUGCUGUAGAGACCCUUGGAAGAUCCGAUGCAAACAUGACAGAUCCCUUCCAUCAAGAGCAAAAGCAAGAGCAAGUAGAGCAUUCACAUAUAGAAAAUGAAGAACAUGAUCAUCCACUGUCAAUGGAAGAAUUUGACUACGGUUCUCACAAAUCUGAAUGUCUGGAGCCGCCAAACAGUCCUCCUACAAAAACAAGCAUGGGUGCGAAAUUUCUAGACUGGUGGGAUUCUUGGAAACGAGAUUUGUAUUCAGUAUGGUGGUCAUUGAAUAGAAAGUUGAGUCGAAUGUAUCGAUGGAUAUGUAGCUUUCAUCGGACCCGUCCGCUUUUAUCAACGCACUACGCUGAAGAAGAAUCAAACAGUUUCAAACAAGAUGAAGUUUAUACUGUGGUCAAAGACAUCAAUAGUGGAGACGAUCUAGUUUUGAAUAUUACAAAGCCAGUUGAUCCUCUAAUACUACGAUCAAAUAUACCGCCUGUGCAUCGUAAACAUCUUCCUCCCAAGCUCUCGCUAGUAGCUACCCCGGGAACGGUACCUCUACACAGUGUAGUGGUAUUGGAAGACUGGAUCAAUCCACUGCUGUCUCAAAAGACUCAGCUUAUGUUGCAAAGCGAGUUGUGUAACAGUGAUAGCUUUGACUGUCCUGGAUAUAUUUGCGUUUUUAGCUAUGAAGAAAAAAAUCCUUUACGUGAUUCUAAUGCCCAUAGUACGUCCCUUAUUCAAAUUUCUCGAGUUUCUGAUUUGAAGCGGCAUUUGCAUGAUCAUUCGUCUCGGUGCCGCUAUCAUCGUUCGCUUUUGGAAAUCUUUCCCUGUCCGAGCAAAUCUUCGAAGCCCUGUCAAGUCAGUUUCAAGGUUGAAAGACUGAUCCAUAAGGAACUCGAGGAGACUUUUAACUGGCUUCCUGGUAUUCAUUGUGAAGCAUGUGGACUCUUGCAUGAAAACUGGCUUAAAAUCAGUAGUAACGAUUGGGACGAAAUCCGUGGGUCUAUUUUACGGUGGAUUGAAUAUUCCAGAGUAAUUUAUUCAUAAAAUCAGACUUUCAUUCCGUUCUUUUCUUUUUGUAGACUACUAAUUGUUUUUGUUUGAGGUUGCUAUCUUUAUCUUUUGGUUUUUUUCCCUUGAAAGUUUUGUUUCUGUUUCGACUAUUAUGAUUUACGAGAACUAUUAUUUACGCUAUUGCAUUGUUUUAUCCUAUCCCUACUAUUUAUUCCCUUUUCUUUAAAUAUACGCUGCGUUUGACAUGAAUGACGAGGUUCAGAGUUCAGAAAUAUACGAUACGUACUAUAGCCCUCUUUUGUUUUUAUCUAAUACAUAAAAGUCUAUUAGAUCGAAGUGGUCUUCAAAAAUCUGUAACAAGUCUGACAUGAUAAGUAGAUAUAGGCAGUCUCAUAAUGGAGUGUUCAUCCUCAUUAGUCAAUUAAAUCUACACUAGACAAAGAAGCAUAACCAGUAGCUACACCACCUUCAUGGGAAGAAACUGGCUUUGUACGGCAAAUGUAGCCGGCGUUACCAUUGUUUAUUUCUUCAGCUGUCUUGGUAUUCCAAACAAUGGUUCCUAAAAUGCCAAUUUCGUCAACGACAUCAUAUUUUUCGGCGACACUUCCUUUCAAGAUGUAAUUCUGUGAAGGAAGAGAUUUGAUAUAACGCAUCAAAAUGUAGGAAUCCCAUUCCUCCUUAGGAAGUUUGUUUAAAAGGUCAGGAAUAUCUUUUCCAUAGGUGUUGUUACCACCACCUUCACGUUGAGGCUUCAAAACAAAGUCAUCAGAGUUUUCAAGAGCAAGCUUUAUACCCUCUUGGCCGCGGGGCGUGUCAUUCAGAGGAUACAUAUCUGCAAAAGUUGACUCAAUGGCUUUAAGCUCGUCACCAUGCACAAAUUUUUCAAGAGCAUUGCUUUCGGCAAGCACCUGCUGAAUCUUCUUUGAGCCUGCCAAGUGUGUAGCAAUGGUAGGACACUUAAUGGCAAGAGAAUUCUCAAUCAUUAAACGGAUCUCCCACUCCUUGUUCGUAGGGUAAUCAUCUAACGCAUAACCUGAUCGAUAGUAAACAAUGGCAACCUCAAAAAUGCCGUUAGGAGUUUUGUAAUAUAGCUUGUUACUUUCAUCAUCUCGCAUCAAUAAGUCCAAAUGGCGAAUGGCAACACGUUUUGACCUGAUUUUGAAACGGCUGAGAAGGUCAUAUUCCAAAAGACGCUGAUCACAAAUGUUACGCUCACUGUCUUUCACGACAAAUAAAACAAUGGGUUCAAUUCUCUCGGUAGCAUGUAAUUUCGUAGAAGUGAUCCCUUUUGCUUGUUCACAAUAAGCAUUGUAAGCAC
Molecule: messenger RNA, 2543 nt
Organism: Schizosaccharomyces cryophilus OY26
Lineage: Eukaryota; Fungi; Ascomycota; Schizosaccharomycetes; Schizosaccharomycetales; Schizosaccharomycetaceae
Product: DUF1766 family protein
Exons: 1
Coding region: 266-1258 (330 amino acids)
Source: RefSeq, a predicted model, not a curated record